Acipenser ruthenus (sterlet) is the source of this 6030-nucleotide messenger RNA. RefSeq names its product mitogen-activated protein kinase kinase kinase 21-like. Lineage: Eukaryota; Metazoa; Chordata; Actinopteri; Acipenseriformes; Acipenseridae. Gene Ontology annotation, molecular function: JUN kinase kinase kinase activity; protein binding; ATP binding. The coding region runs from base 1122 to 4352 and encodes 1076 amino acids. Gene Ontology annotation, biological process: protein phosphorylation. The record is from RefSeq and is a predicted model, not a curated record. The transcript is spliced from 11 exons.
UGUUGUUUUACACGAAGAUUACUGGUCACGUGUUCCUGUGCAGCCCAAUCACUCACCCACUAUUCCCCUUUGCUUGGGCUCAGACAGGUUAGAGUCCGGGAGUGAUGGCGGCACUGUGGGGAUUGUUUUGAGUUGGGGAUAUAUUACAGGAUUUUACUGUGGCAUUUGGAUAAUACACGUAUGGAGGUUUUUGAAUUGGACCCUGUCAGGUUGAAAGGAGUAAGCCACAGACGAAUGAAUGGCCUCAGGAAAAAAUUGUUUGAAAGGAAUGCAUUAACUUUGCAGGUGCCACAGACUAUUACUACAACAAGAGUGGGAGACGACGGGGUGAGGACUAUAUCGUUUUAAAUUUUAGUGUAACCAGAUUGUGACUGGAAUGAAGGUGUUGUUCGAAGGCAUUACUCGAUGGAUUCUGUAGCACCAGGACUGGAAUACAUGCUAUGAGAGAAAUCCAAAGCGCUUUUUUUUUUUUCUCUAAACACUGCCUUGUCUCACGACAGCACCUGAACUACACUUUGCUCGUAUUCCUGGUUACAUUUUCGUGUUUGUUUAUUAUUAUUAUUAUUAUUAUUAUUAUUAUUAUUAUUAUUAUUAUUAGUUGUAGUAGUCGUAGUAAUAACUGUUAUUAUUUUUAGUAAUUUAUUAUUAAUCAAAAGUUGGUGGUAUCAUCUCAUUGCUUGUUAGGCAGAUUUUUUUUGUUUGUUUGUUUCCAAGAAUUUGAAAUCGACAUGACCACAGAAAAUAAUUUACAUUGUUUUAAACUAGUUAUGAUGACUGCCAUUGUCACCUGACUGCACAAAACUCAGCAACACAAAGUAAUCUGUGAUUUUUUUUUUUUAAAGAAGAUAUGUUAUGUAUGAUUUUUCAUUCAUGUCAUUCAGUUCAUAUUUUGACAAUUAAUUUCCACGAUAUUCGUGACACUGAAUUUUGGAAUUACAGUACCUCGGAGUCUUAGGUUCCAUAUGCCAGUCUGAAUGGAUGUCAUUUUGCAAACAUCAUGGACUGAAAGUAAAUGCAAAGUUUUGUUUACCUUCUGAUUCACUGUGAUAUAGUAAUUUGAGGCUGGUAGCGCUAUUUUGGAGCCACAACUCAGCCCCUUAUGGUGAGGCUGCAGCCCAGAGAUGUCUCACUCGCGGGCCGGUUUCCAAAACGGUGAAAGACGGCUGAGCAGCAAUAAUGACAGUCCUUGGAAUGGGUCCCCCACCUACAGCCCACUGGCUCACUCUGCUUCUGCCUGCUCGAAUCCGUUGUGGACUGCGGUGUUUGAUUAUGAAGCCAGCGGGGAGGAUGAGCUUAGUCUGCGGCAGGGGGAUGUGGUCGAGGUGCUUUCAAAGGACGCUUCCAUCUCUGGUGAUGAAGGCUGGUGGACUGGCAAAAUCAACCAUCGGGUCGGGAUAUUCCCCUCCAAUUAUGUUACCUACAAAACCGCAAUAUAUCAUAGACUGCAGCCCUCUAGCAGUGUUGUGGGAGUGGAGAAUGGUGGCAGGAGCUCCCCGGUAGAGAUCAGUUUUAGCGAGCUAACUCUGGAAGAGAUCAUUGGGGUCGGAGGGUUUGGCAAAGUGUACAGGGGAACCUGGAUAGAGCAGGAGGUAGCCGUAAAGGCAGUGCGGUAUGACCCCGACGAGGACAUCACUGUCACAGUGGCGAGCGUGAAGCAGGAGGCGAAGCUCUUUUCAAUGCUGCAACAUCCCAAUAUCAUUCAACUCGAAGGGGUUUGCCUUCAGGAACCCAAUCUGUGCCUUGUAAUGGAAUAUGCCCGAGGAGGGACCUUAAAUCGGGCUUUGGCUGGGCGCAGGAUACCACCCCACAUCCUUGUUAACUGGGCUGUACAGAUAGCCAGGGGCAUGCACUACCUACAUGAAGAAUCUGUUGUGCCCAUCAUUCACCGGGACCUCAAAUCCAGCAAUAUACUGUUAAUUGAAAAAAUCGAAAAUAACGACAUAGGCAAAAAGACCUUGAAGAUCACAGACUUUGGCUUGGCCAGAGAAUGGCACAACACAACCAAAAUGAGUGCUGCUGGAACAUACUCUUGGAUGGCUCCAGAAGUGAUCAAGUCUUCGCUGUUUUCUAAAGGCAGUGACGUCUGGAGUUAUGGAGUGUUGCUAUGGGAGCUACUGACAGGAGAGGUGCCUUAUCGUGGAAUUGAUGGUCUUGCUGUUGCCUAUGGAGUGGCUGUCAACAAAUUAACCCUUCCCAUUCCAUCCACUUGCCCGGAACAGUUUUCCAAGCUCAUGGAAGAAUGCUGGGAGCAGGACCCCCACAUCCGGCCAUCUUUCACUGCCAUUCUGGAGCAGCUCGCUGCCAUCGAGGAAGAAGUCAUGGCUACAAUGCCUCAAGAAUCAUUUCACUCCAUGCAGGAUGACUGGAAGGUGGAGAUAAAGGAAAUGUUUGAUGAGCUCAGAACAAAGGAGAAGGAGCUGCUGUCGCGGGAAGAGGAGCUCACUAGGGCGGCCCUUCAGCAGAAGUCUCAAGAGGAGCUCCUGAAGCGGCGGGAGCAGCAGCUAGCGGAGAGGGAGAUCGAUGUUCUGGAGCGGGAGCUCAACAUCCUCAUCUUCCAGCUCAACAAGGACAAGCCCAACGUCAAGAAGAGGAAGGGCAAGUUCAAGCGCAGCCGCUUAAAGCUGAAGGAUGGCAAUCGGAUCAGCUUACCUUCAGAUUUUCAGCACAAAAUCACUGUUCAGGCUUCCCCCACGAUGGAAAAGAGAAGAAGCUUAAACAGCAAUAAUUCUAGCCCGCCAAGCAGUCCCACACUUAUUCCACGGCUCAGAGCGAUACAGUUGAGUUUCAAAACUGACAUCGGCAGCGUCAGUGGCCGGAGAAACAGUAUGUAUGUGUACCAUCAAGAUGUGGAUAUCACAAGUGAAUGUGAACCUGCCAGGGUUAGAAAAAAAGUAACUUUGGAUGAAAGCAAUAGAACAUGGGGAAGGAGCACAAUUUACAAACCGGAAGAAUUUGAAGAUGUCCGAAAAGGCUUUAAAAAGAAGGGACGUACAUGGGGCCCAAGUUCUGUUCAAACAAAGGACCGGGCCAAUGGUGCGGAAAGGAUAAGACCACUUUCAGAUGGCAGCAACCCCUGGUCCACCAGUUUGAUGAAAAACCAGAAGUCUGUUCCUUUAGCUGCACUGUUUGUUGAUCAGGGUACGACUAUUUACUUAGAGACAUCUCUGGAAGAGAUUUGUUCAUCUGAAGGCAUUGACAACAGCCGACCAAAACAACUGAAGUUUCCUAAUCAGGUGUAUAUCGAUCUACCUCUUUGGAAAGACGAACAGGGGGAGGGCACGGGAGGCAGCGAAGGCUUGGAGGAAGCAACUCCCGCCAGCUCAGCAAGCAGCACACCUCAAGUCACUCCAACCAACAGUUUGAAACGAGUGACGCUGAGAAAGAAAACGGACAGUGUGCUGUACGGGUGCGCCAUGCUCCUCGCUUCAGUUGGCUUAGGUUUCGAUAUCCGCGACGUGAACAAUAGGCCCCAGUCCAUGGAAGAGCCCGUGGUCAAGGAAGAAAAGAAAAAGGGGAUAUUCCAGAGAGCCACCCGGUUCCGUCGGAGCACAAGUCCUACCAACAGAAUGAGUUUGAAAAAAGAUGACGGCAACAUUCCUUCGCUGGGCCCUCCCUCUGGUUCCGUUCACAUUUCCAUGUCUUCCAUUUCCGAAUGUAACUUCACAAAGUGUUUGAUUCAGGAUGAUUCGGAAGAAGCAAGUACAUACAGCUCCUAUUUGAAGGCAGGGUUGUCAAAUGAAAACGACAACAGUGAACACAAGUACAAGGAGUCCAGUUCACCCAAGGUAUUGAACAAUGGGGCCUUCAGUAGUGUCUCAAAAUGGGAUUCUGACCUGCAGUCAUCCGGCUCUGAGAACAACAGUGUUUUGCAACACAAGCAAACAAUGUUGGUGGGAAAUGCAGUUCAGAAUUACACUAAUGGCACAUCCACCUCGCAAAUGGAUCAAACAGUAUUCCCCCAGAUUCCCAAUCCUGAAGCAGUGUAUCCAGCCUCUGUGCUGAGAAGAAACCACGAUCAAGACGUCCCCCCCAAAAGGCAACUCUCUGGAGACUAUGCAUCUAGGCCUCGGCCUCUGUCCCUUAAAAGUAAAGCCCACCCCUGGCAUCUCAUGCAAGGCCGAAACAAGAGCUCAUCCGCAGGACCUUUCUCUGGAGAGAAAACAGCGCAAAAUCUAAACUAUUUGCUUGCAGCUGAAGCAAAGGCUGGCUGCCAUGCUGCCCCUGCUGCCUGCUGUUUACUGGACAUUGAUAUGGAAGGACAGAAAGGGGACUGUACUGUACCCCUUUGUAGAAUUCAGAACAAACCUGCCAGAUCUACAGUAUAUGAACUGGAAAAGGAGUCCUUGUCUUAGCAGUUUUUGUUUAAACAAACAUGUUUGUUCUAGCACAUUAGCGUUUCUUAAUGAAAUAAUUAAGACGUUGUGCUACUAAACUGGAACCAUCAUGUGUUACCAAGCAGCAGGUUGCCAUUUAAUCCACUUGGGUUGAGGCUGCUGACUUCAGUUCAUACAGGUACUUCAUAAAGGUUAUUAAUGUCCAUAUAUUCUGAUAGGGUUAAAUUGUAGGUUGCUGGAGCUUUAUUUGCUGAAUUUGUAUGUUUUUUUUAUUUGGUUUAGUUUUUUUACAAAUAAUAACAUAUUCCAAUGUAAACUGGUCAAUGUUAAUAAUAAAGCCAACAAGGAUUCCUUCUAAGAUGUGGUUUAAUAGUCCUAACCAUUUUUAACACUAUUCUUCUGUUGAAACUCUUUUGGUGCUGGAAUUUGUUACUCCAUUUUAGAAUAUGAAGAUAUUUAAAAAGCCAGGCUAUUUAUGAGAAGUUGCUGCUUCUUUCUGGUACCUAAUCACUUCAUGUGUUGUCGUUCAGACUAUGAGUCCAACAGCAGAGGUACCAGGAUGCAGUUUAUCUAUCGUGUUGUUUUUGAAAUUGCUUAAUUGAAUUGUCCUAAUUGAUUUUAAAGCAUUGGUAAUGUACAGUAAUUCUGCAUAUAGAAAUGUUCUUUCAUUUAGAGAAUUAUCCCUAAUUGAAUGUAUUGGUGAUUUUUUAUUAUUAUUAUUAUUAUUAUUAUUAUUAUUAUUAUUAUUAUUAUUAUUAUUAUUAAUUUAUUUUUUUUGUCAUCCAAUGGUUGCAUUUGUGAAUCGGAUCGGUUUAAAAAUGCCACUGUUGCUUUUUACAGUGUUCAUUGCUGUCGGGGCAUACUGUAUCCCUGAUACAGUAUUAAAUAUACAGUUAUCCCUGGCAUUUAGAUUAGAAACCAUUUCUAUUAUAAUAUUUAGGUGGUUGAUUUAUACGCAAGGUGUUCUCAUUGCAGAAAACGUAUGAUAUUAUAAUCAGCUGCUACACAUGGUAUAGUUGUGUUGAAUGUAUAACUUGUAUAGCUCCUAAAAAUAAAGGGAGAAAUGACCUUCUGUUUUAAGGUGAACAUACAAAAUGUAUUUCUGGAAUGUUACAUUUAAAAGUAAAGGCAAUCUGGCAUUUGAACUUAGAUAAGCAUGUGGAACUUAAUUUUACUUACGGUAGUUGAUUUUAAAUAAUAAUUUUUGCCAUUUCAAGAAUGCAUAACGCUUUUAUGUUGGCGUCAUCAAUAUUAUAUCGGACUACUGGAAAGACCAAUACUUUUUGUUCAUUAGUAAUAUAUAUACAGAAACCCGAGAUGGAAUUGUUUUCCUGUAACUCACUUAAGUGGCCCAUCUAUUAUUUUUUAUAAUACAUGGAUACCCUUGUGGUGCUAAUAUUAAAGAAGACGAGGUUCAGCAGUACAGUUUGGUUUUUUUAAAUGUAGUGUUUCAGUGCUGUACGUUCUGUGUCGUUAUCCGUUUCUCUGAGAUACGAAUGUACCAGCUUUACAUCUUUUUUUUUUUUUAAAUUUAUUCUCAUUUUGUUGAUCAUUAAUGAACAUUUCUGUACUGUGGGUGUUGUCGAGUGAUUGAAAACGAGACAUUUUGUGUUUGAAUUGAAAGUGAUGGUCUCGUGUAGUCGAAUGGGUCAAAAUUCAAGUAUAAAAUUCAAGGCAUUAUCACUUUUUGACGUCA